Messenger RNA from Trematosphaeria pertusa, 1815 nucleotides. RefSeq names its product multicopper oxidase. The transcript is spliced from 3 exons. Lineage: Eukaryota; Fungi; Ascomycota; Dothideomycetes; Pleosporales; Trematosphaeriaceae. Gene Ontology annotation, molecular function: oxidoreductase activity; copper ion binding. The record is from RefSeq and is a predicted model, not a curated record. Bases 7 to 1815 code for a protein of 602 amino acids.
CCCACAAUGCUUUCCUUUCUCCCCCUAUUGCUCUCCUUUGCUUCGUACGCUCUCGCGGGAUCCUUUCAAUGCACCCUCGAAUUGACAUGGGGCACUGGCUCUCCGGAUGGUUUUGAGAGGGAAAUGAUCUUCAUCAACGGGCAAUUCCCGGGUCCUCUCUUAGAGAUUGAGCAAGGUGAUUGGGUGGAGAUCACCGUGCUCAACAGCAUGCCAUUCAACUCUACCAUUCACUCCCACGGCAUUGAGCAAAUCGACACUCCAUGGGCCGAUGGUGUGCCUGGCCUUUCGCAACGCCCUAUCCAACCGGGCGACAGCUUCACGUAUAAGUGGUAUGCCAACCAGUACGGCAGUUACUUUUACCACGCGCAUAGUCGGGGCCAGAUUGAUGACGGAUGCUAUGGCCCAAUGCUUGUAAAGCCAAAGCCUGGUAUUCUCAAGCCCUUCGAUAAGAUUGCCCCUGCAGAGGUCCACUUGCUUGAGGCAGCCGAGGCAAAGGUCACCCCUCUGGUCGUGUCCGAUUGGCGGCACACCACUUCAGAGCGCACGUGGCAGCUCGAGCUUGAGUCUGGGAUAGAGAGCGCCGUUUGUAUGGAUGCUCUUCUCGUUAAUGGCAAGGGUUCCGUAGACUGCUGGCCAAGAGAGCAGAUCACUCGGUUCACCAACCCGGGUAUUGCGCCUCUCCUACAGCAGAACAACUUGCAAAUGACGGACAAGGGAUGCCUGCCACCGGAGAUGCUGACGAUCCUUCUUGCGAACGGAACCGACACUAACAUUGACGUGCUCCCGCCAGAGGUCUUUGAGGUGUGCACACCUACGCAGGGCUCCCGUGAGGUUAUCAAAGCUCCCAAUUCUGCCAAAUGGAUGGCUCUCGAUAUCAUUCAGACUGCUGGCAUCGACGCCUUUGCAUUCAGCAUUGACGAGCAUCCUAUGUGGAUCUAUGGGGUUGACGGUCACUACAUCGAGCCACUCAAGGUCGACGCUAUCAAUCUCUACAACGGUGACAGAUACUCUGUGUUCAUUGAAUUGGACAAGCCUGCAGCCAACUACGGCAUUCGGGUAGCCUCAAUCGCCCUAGCACAGCUUAUAGACACCACUGCUGUCCUUUCGUACGAGGGAGGCCACAGUCACUACAGGAAUGGCACUCGGGACGAGUCCGACGCUGUGACAUCGAGACCCUAUACCAACCAAGCCGGUGCCGCUACUUCGACCGACGUCACCUUCUUCGAUCAAACGCAGAUGUUAUCGUUUCCCCCUCAGUUCCCACAGCCCGCUCCAGAAGUUGACCGAACAUUCAUCCUAACGCUCGACUCGGUGGGCGCUUCUUACAUCUGGGCUUUGAACGCCACUCCCUUCAACCACGCCAUUGACGAUACCAACCCGCCUCUCCUCUACCAAAAGCCCGAUGCGAGCAAUCCCGGAGGGGACAUCACCAUUAUCACAAAGAACGACACCUGGGUUGAUCUCAUUAUGAAAGUUGUCACAGUCAACCAGCCUCCACAUCCAAUUCACAAGCACAGCAACAAGGGUUUUAUCAUAGGGCAAGGCGAGGGAGAUUUCCCUUGGAGCUCUGUCGCCGAAGCUGCGGCCGCCAUGCCGCAAAACUUCAAUCUCGUCACUCCGGCUUAUCGCGACGGGUUCGUCACACUAGCGAGUGUAACGGAGCCAACGUGGUUGGCUGUGCGGUAUCAUGUGGUGAAUCCGGGUGCUUUCAUGUUGCACUGCCAUAUUCAGAGUCAUUUGAACGGUGGGAUGGCCAUGGUCAUCUUAGAUGGCAUAGAUGAGUGGCCUGAAGUACUAGAACAUUACAAAAAUUAG